Messenger RNA from Ustilago hordei, 3216 nucleotides. RefSeq lists its product as uncharacterized. The coding region runs from base 1 to 3216 and encodes 1071 amino acids. Lineage: Eukaryota; Fungi; Basidiomycota; Ustilaginomycetes; Ustilaginales; Ustilaginaceae. Gene Ontology annotation, molecular function: DNA-binding transcription factor activity, RNA polymerase II-specific; zinc ion binding. The record is from RefSeq and is a predicted model, not a curated record. Gene Ontology annotation, biological process: regulation of DNA-templated transcription. The transcript has a single exon.
AUGCCUGCCGACAGGCGCACACCAUCUCAGCCAGCGAAGGAGGAGAGACCUCCGAGCAAGCCGACGGCAAGACGCAGAGCAUAUGCCAAACGAAGUUGUCUCAAAUGUCGAGAGAAGAAGGCGAGGUGCGAGUUACCUGAACACAGUCUCGCCACUCCUUCUUCCAUGACACCGCUCUCCAGCCAGCUAGCUUGCCAUCGAUGCAACGUCCUCUCGCUCGACUGCGUAGUAUGGGAUGGCGAUCGCAAACGCAGACCAAAGGUAUCCUCUGCUGCUGCAAGUGUCGCAUCCGCAUCCGCAUCCGCAUCUGUAUCGGCAUCGACAUCGACAUGCUUGCCUCCUUUCGUCAAGCCAGAGCCCGGCGCUUUACCUCGCAGUCCCGCUUCUCUGGAAGAGCUCGCAGCUGCUGCUCGUGUAUGCGAUCAGCGAACGACUUACGAUGAUGCACCGCACCUGCCGCCUCAUCGCGCAUCCUCGAGGCAGGCUAGCAGCUCGAGGGAAGCAGCCUCGUCGCUGGCAUCCGUACAGUUCUUCAAUCCGGUUGUAGAUCAUCUAUCUAGACGCCUUUCGCUUUCAGGUGCAUCUCCGCCACCCGAUCCAUGCCAUGCCUCGGCUCAUCGCAACUCUCAUUCAAGCUCUCGCUCGGAUCUUUUAAAAGCGGGCAACUCUGCCACUUUGGCUGCAUAUUGCACCCUCCAACCGCCUGGGCGUACGUGGACUUCGCUUUGGAGACCCUUGUCUGUUCUGAUCGACUAUGCUGCACAACAACCGAGCUUCACCUCCUACCUUGUCCUGCGUAUCGAUCGCGACUUGGGCGAUCUCGACAUUCUCGAUCUCAUCCCGCGUCAUACUCUCGCCUAUCUCAAGCCUUUGCUCAAACCGUAUCUUCUAUGGCAUCCGCAUCUUCCCGGCCUGGAUGAGAUGUAUGCUGAGCAUUGCAACAGGCCCAGCGUGUCGAGCGCACUUUUGCUCAGCUCCAUGUCUCUUGUCGCUUGUCGUCAUGCAAUGCCUCUCACCGACCCGUUGCCUACCAAGCUUUCCACCUUGGUGGAUCAGCUUGGUAGUCAGAUCUUGCUCUCGACGCCAAGGGACAUGUACACUGUGCAGGCACUCGAGCUUCUCUUGGCACACGAGCCUUCGCUCGUAGGAACCAGCCUGGCUGGCUCUGCACAGGCAGAGCGCGGUAACGGCUUGCUUGGCGAAGCGCUUCUAGCAGCUGCUCUUACCAUUGCACGCCGUCUUGAUCUGGACAAGGCAAUCGACAGUGUCAUGGAUCUCUGUCGUCGUCCCAUUCCCAGCGAUCCUGCAGAGGCGCAGGAGAGGCGCAACUCUCUCGCCAAGCAUCUCGCAGGCGCCUCGAUCUGGCUCAGUCUGCGCAUCUGGCAAGGACAUUUCUCCUUUGUCAACUCCACCCUGCGUCCCAUGGAACUGGCUGACAUGACGACCAAAGCAGAUCUCAUGGUUGCCAUCGAUAAUCAAGGUCGCAAGAUCGAGCGCAGAGAGCGCGAUCCUUUCCAGUCCACCGAGAAGCGUUUCCCUGGUCUAGACGAAGACAGCAUUCUUCGUUCAGCAGGCCGUACUGGUCUUGUCUAUCGAUUCAAAGCCAUGGCUCGCUUCAUGGACACUAUUGCUGGAAUGUAUCGUAUCCUUGCCAACGCAAGCAAGCCGCCGCAGAGCGUGCCCGAAGCUGCGACGCCUACGACAGAGCAGACUCGAAAGGAGAUGCUGGAGCUGCUUAGCAACUCGUCGCAUCAGCAGCUGUUUUGGCAAAGCGCAAAGUCACAAGCUUUCAGUGUAUUUGCAAGUGUCCGUCCCGCGCUUCUGCUGGAAGACUGGGCGACGAUCGAGUCUUAUUCGCUCCAAGAGCUCUUGCCCUGUCUCGCUAUCUGUGCCUUUAUGACUGGCGAGCUGAACCGUGGCUUUUCCGCCAACGAGAUGGUGGAGGCGCUUCGCUUGGAUAUCAGCUUCCGUAACCAGUCCACAACGAUCUCGGAAAGAAGGGAUGCCGAGACGCACAACAUGCUUAGCACCUUCCACCUCUUUGAUCGUGGACUCGGCUAUUCACAACCGGAUAUCCUGACCAAAGGUGGCUCAGCUUGCAACGUGCAGCGUGGAUCUCUCUGGAUGGAAGCAACAGGUGCACCAAUGCUGCUCACCACUGCAUUCGCCACUGAUGGUUGCAAGACAUUCCUCGAGAAGACGGCAUGCUCGCUCUACGGCUUUGACCAUCUUCCCCUCACGGUGGAUAUGCACCUGGUCAUGAUGAUCCACACACUCCAUCGACUGGAAGAGUGGGAUCGCAACGAGUACUUGCCUCCCAUCCGAUCUAAGCCUGCUUCGAGACGCUUACCUAGUCUCGCUCCGCAUCUGGCCGAGUGGAAGGAGGAUGUUAUGCCAGGACGAAGUAUCUGUCAGAUUGGUGUCAUGUUUAUUGAAGAGAUGGUGCAAGUUAUGCAGAAGUGGAAGCUUGCAUCCUCCUUGCACAGAGCAGUACCAUGGCAUUUCAAAAGUCGGCUCGCCACAUCUGCCAAUGUAGGCAAACGAUCGCCUGAGUUGCCAGACAUGUCCAACGAUCUUGCCAAGGCCAGUGUCAACACGGCAAGCAGCAUCAACAGUGGCAAUGGGAGCAACCUCAACGAUGCUAGUGUAGACCAAGCGCAAAGCUUUUCUCAGAAGCUCGAGUGUGGUAGUUUGGGUUCAGGAUUACCGCAACAGGGGAAUGCUACUCUCGCUGCUGGUGGGAAUGGAGGUAUGUUUGAUAUUCCCAUGUUCGAUCUUUUUGGUCCGAUGUCGACGACUGAUUGGACUAACAACGUGCCAUGGUUCGAUCCCGUCGAGAACGGCACUUCUGGCAACACGGCACUGCCAAGUAUCAGCAAUGGGCAUGGAUUGCCACAAUGGGACCAGCAUCAAUCUGUUGCACCUGCAAUGCAGAACACCUGGCCUGCCCUGCAGAGACAGCGGAGUACUGAGACCCUGCCUCCACUGCAGUACCCAUCGGGGCAAUGCAUGGCGCCACCACUGCCUCCGCAUCAUCAUCAGGGACAGUGGCACGGCUACAACUACGGCUACCCAGGAGACCCUACAUGCGGCCAAGGAUGGAAGCAGAACAUGAGCAGUGCCUACAAGGACGAGGGUGGGAGCCAGAAGGAAUGCUAUCCUCCCUCGUUCCAGCAGGCUUCCCACCGACCCUACUACAGCGGUGGCAGUCAUUAG